ACUUUGGCUGACAAUAAUAUUGUUAUUGGAUCAUUUUCUUUGUUGCUUUCUGUUAUACUUUUGCGCAUUUGGUCUUGAUCGCGUGCGCAGACGCAAUAAACGGCGCCAGCGACAGUGCGUAAACUAUAAGAAGGGCUCCGUUUGCUAAACGCUGAAACAUUUCGCAACAGUCUGCUGCGGCAAGCGGCAGCCAAGUACUUCGUUGCCUCAAGGAAUUUUAUUAAUUUACGCGUAAACGUGCAUACCAAGUGCGUGUUCUUUUCGUUUUUUUUUCUAUUAAAGUGUAUAGUGUCCAAACAAUGAAAUCCUUUAUAUUGUGCUGUGCCAGUUUGGUGUGUUGUUUGGCGCUUGGCGUGCAAGCUGCUUAUUUCUAUGAACGUCCCGAUGGACCGGAUUUUCUGGAUGAAGAUAAAGGACGUUACGGCCAAUGUGCCACACAAUGCUACUGUGGUACGCCGAAUGUCAAUCGCAUCGUUGGCGGCACACAGGUGCGUCACAACAAGUACCCUUGGACGACGCAACUACUUAGGGGACGCUGGCAUGCGCGUCUCUUCUGUGGCGGCUCGUUGAUUAAUGAUCGCUAUGUGCUGACGGCGGCGCAUUGUGUAAAAAAUAAUCGUCAUCAGAUAACUGUACGAUUACUGCAAUUGGAUAGAUCGUCGGGGGAUCCUGGUAUCACUAGAAUGGUCAUCCAAACAAUUAUACAUCCGCAAUACGAUCAGAGCAAAAUUGUAAAUGACAUCGCCAUUUUGAAGUUGGAGUCGCCCAUACUGUUCAGCAGCACCAUGCGCCCCGUUUGUCUGCCCGAUAUCAAUCACAAUUUCGACAACAAAGAAGCGAUCGUCGCCGGUUGGGGUCUUGUGAAGGAGGGUGGCGUCACCUCCAAUUAUUUGCAGGAGGCCACCGUGCCCAUAAUUACUAAUAAUCAAUGUCGUGAAACGCGUUACAAAAGCAAAAUUACCGAUGUUAUGCUAUGCGCUGGACUCGUUCAGACCGGUGGCAAGGAUGCCUGCCAAGGCGACAGCGGUGGUCCGCUGAUUGUCUAUGAAGGCAGAUACAAAUUGGCGGGGAUUGUCUCUUUCGGUUACGGCUGCGCUCAAGCAAAUGCACCGGGUGUUUAUACGCGUGUCAGUAAAUUCCUCGAUUGGAUUAAACAAAACACACGCGAAGGUUGCUACUGCCGUAGUUGAGUAAUAGAAAAUGUCUUCCCUUCCAGCCAAUCAAGUAAAAUUUUAUAAAACUGAAAUAUGUAUAUAA
Molecule: messenger RNA, 1257 nt
Organism: Bactrocera oleae (olive fruit fly)
Lineage: Eukaryota; Metazoa; Arthropoda; Insecta; Diptera; Tephritidae
Product: trypsin-1
Biological process (GO): proteolysis
Molecular function (GO): serine-type endopeptidase activity
Source: RefSeq, a predicted model, not a curated record